AUGCUACUCAUUAGGAACGCCGUCAUAGACAACGAAUCCAGAGAUGUAAAAGGCAUCCUGGAGCUCGACCUAACCAAGCCCUUCGACACGGUCAGGCACGAGCACAUCCUCAACGAAAUCUCCACUUUAGACCUCGGAGUACAUUUCCACAAUUUCGUAAGAUCGUUUUUGGAUAACCGAACGGCCACCAUAAACAUCGGACAAAUCAGAAGCAGAAAGCACAUGCAAGGUAACAUCGGUACCCCGCAAGAGUCAGUGCUUUCGCCACUUUUCAACAUCGCAGUGCAUGAUCUCGCAAACAAACUCUUGAAAGUCCCGGGGGUAGGGCAUGCGAUUUACGCCGACGUUAUCACCAUAUGGUCCACGAGCGGCCCGCUAGGCACUCUGGAGCAGAACCUACAGCAAGCGCUGGACACCACGGCAGCUUUUCUUGCAAACAUGGGACUGAAGCUCUCCCCCAGCAAAUCGGAGCUCCUUCUGUGCAAACAGGGCCCCGGGCUGAGACAGCCCCUUAGGUCCCUCCCCGUUCACCUUCACGCCAGGGAUGGAGGAAACAUCCCCAGGUGUAACACAAUCAAGGUCCUGGGCAUGGUCAUUGGGGCUUACAGCAAUGACAACGCGGAGGCACUAAAACGCAUCACAAAGAGCACCCUCAGCUUCACCAGGGUCAUAUCACGGGUCGCCAGCAAAACGGACGGACUGAAAGAGGACAACCUCAUGAAAGCAUUUCACGCCUUCCUCAUCAACUACGUUACCUACGCGGGCCCCUUCCUCAACUGGAAGAAGACGGAGCUGAAUAAAAUUGAUAAAUUUAUCAGAACGGGACUGAAAAAGGUCGUAAGCCUCCCUGGAAACACUAGCAUGGAACGACUCCUAAAAUUUGGGCUACACAACACGGCAAUCGAACUCUUUGAGGCACAGUGA
This is a messenger RNA of Dermacentor albipictus, 924 nucleotides long. The record is from RefSeq and is a predicted model, not a curated record. NCBI's taxonomy places the organism in Eukaryota, Metazoa, Arthropoda, Arachnida, Ixodida, Ixodidae.